Verticillium nonalfalfae is the source of this 690-nucleotide messenger RNA. RefSeq names its product Proteasome subunit beta type-1 (gene PRE3). NCBI's taxonomy places the organism in Eukaryota, Fungi, Ascomycota, Sordariomycetes, Glomerellales, Plectosphaerellaceae. Gene Ontology annotation, cellular component: proteasome core complex. The coding region runs from base 1 to 690 and encodes 229 amino acids. Gene Ontology annotation, molecular function: threonine-type endopeptidase activity. The record is from RefSeq and is a predicted model, not a curated record. The transcript is spliced from 6 exons.
AUGGAUUUCACCACUACUGGCUCGCUCAAUGAAGAUGGCAUCCACGUCGACAUGGAUAGACUGAAGAAGGGCGAGGUCAACCUGGGUACCUCCAUCAUGGCAGUCACAUUCAAGGACGGCGUCAUUCUCGGCGCCGACUCACGAACAACCACGGGCUCAUACAUCGCCAACCGAGUAACCGACAAGCUGACGCGAGUCCACGACACAAUAUGGUGCUGCCGCUCUGGCUCGGCGGCCGACACGCAGGCCGUCGCGGAUAUCGUGCAGUACCAGCUCGGCAUGUACGCCAUGCGCAACGGCAAGCCGCCCAUGACGCAGACGGCGGCGUCCAUUUUCCAGGAGAUUUGCUAUUCCAACAAGGACCGCCUAUCGGCGGGCCUCAUCAUUGCGGGCUGGGACGAGCGUCACGGCGGUCAGGUCUACUCGAUCCCCCUCGGCGGAUCGCUUCACAAGCAGUCCUACGCCAUCGGCGGCUCAGGCUCGACAUACAUCUACGGCUACUGCGACGCCAACUGGCAGGAGAGCAUGGAGGAGAAAGAGGCCGUCGCGUUCGUCAAGGGCGCGCUGCGCGAGGCGAUCAAGUGGGAUGGCAGCUCUGGCGGUGUCAUUCGUAUGGUGGUGCUGACGGCUAGUGGCGCCGACAGGCACCUCUACCUCCCAGACACGGACUACGCCGUGCGUCACGAGUAG